Salmo salar (Atlantic salmon) is the source of this 1492-nucleotide messenger RNA. It is a transcript of the gene mapda, whose product is annotated as N6-Methyl-AMP deaminase. NCBI's taxonomy places the organism in Eukaryota, Metazoa, Chordata, Actinopteri, Salmoniformes, Salmonidae. The record is from RefSeq and is a predicted model, not a curated record. Gene Ontology annotation, biological process: adenosine catabolic process; inosine biosynthetic process. Gene Ontology annotation, molecular function: adenosine deaminase activity.
UACAGUAGGUGGCGGCAUACACCCUUAACGUUUGUUUGCGGACCGCCAUAAUAUUAUACAAGAUGGAGGAGGAAGAAGAAGAAGAAGAAGGAAAAAGAGGGGAUUGUUUCACUGUUGCAACUUAGUGGUGCGACGAUUAAAUAAGCACUGAAAACAAAGGAAGCAACCAGAAAGAAAGUGAUGAUCGCACAGGUUCAUAGAUCAUUGAGUACAUCUAUUUCUGAAUAAAACAAUUAGAAUGGAGAAGGAGGCUGAUUUAUUCUACCGACAGCUGCCAAAAGUGGAGCUUCAUGCCCAUCUCAAUGGCUCUGUCAGCUUCUCAACCAUCGAGAAACUCGUGGCUCGAAAGCCACAUCUCAACAUCGAACACGGCAUGACUGCUAUUCGCAGUGGUCAGCGGAGGACACUGGAUGAGUGUUUUCAGGUCUUCAAAGUCAUCCAUCAGUUAGUAGAUACAGAGGAGGACAUUCUUAUGGUUGCCAAAGAUGUCAUCAGGGAAUUUGCAGCUGAUGGAGUAAAAUAUCUAGAACUGAGAAGUACCCCACGAAAGGAGAAGACCACAGGAAUGACAAAGAGAAGGUAUGUGGAAACAGUCAUCGAGGCCAUCCGUCAAUGUAAAAAUGAGGGAGUUGACAUUGAAGUCAGGUUCCUGGUAGCUGUUGACCGUAGGAAUGGGGCCGAGGUUGCUAUGGAGACCGUUAAACUGGCAGAGGACUUCAUGCUGUCUACCGAUGGUCUGGUGGUGGGGCUGGACCUCAGUGGAGAUCCUACGGUGGGCCAUGGCAGAGAUCUCCUUCCCGCCUUGCAAAAAGCCAAGAACUGUGGACUAAAACUCUCUCUACACCUGUCCGAGGUGCCAUCUCAGGCAGACGAAUCAGAGCUGCUGCUAAACAUUCCACCUGACAGGAUUGGUCAUGGGACUUACUUACACCCUGAAGUGGGUGGGUCACAAAGCCUGGUUGAUACAGUACGGAAGCAUAACACACCUCUGGAACUAUGCCUAACCUCUAAUGUCAAGGGUCAGACAGUGUCAUCGUAUUCUCAACAUCACUUCCUGUACUGGUACCAAAUGGGACACCCUAGUGUGAUCUGUACAGACGACAAGGGGGUGUUCUGCACGGACCUGUCUCAGGAGUACCAGUUGGCAGCCUCUACCUUCAACCUCAGUCAGGAGGACAUGUGGACUCUGUCCCAGAAGGCGAUAGACUGCACCUUCGCCCCAGACCUAAAGCAGCAGCUACACCAGAAGUGGCUCGAGCUACGGCCAACGCUGUUCCAGUUAUGACGCGCUGCUUGACAUCUAUGGGAUCAGAAUAACCAAUCUUGACCAUUUGAGUAGUUAUGAGAUGUAGAUUAGUGAUUCCAGCAGAGCCCCCCCCCACGUGCUUCUCAGAAUAGAUGAAGAAUGCAGGACCAUGAGUCAUUUCCAAAAGGGAGACAUUUUGUAUUAGUAAAGUAGUUUAUCAAUAAAACAUACAUCAUGCUGCUUUAA